Menidia menidia (Atlantic silverside) is the source of this 786-nucleotide messenger RNA. Lineage: Eukaryota; Metazoa; Chordata; Actinopteri; Atheriniformes; Atherinopsidae. The record is from the annotation of a GenBank genome assembly.
AUGCUGGAUAAACCUAACCCAGGCUGUGCCCCAUCAUCCCGGGUUAGGGUUAGGCCCGCUUUAGCCCGCUUUAGCCCGCUUCAGCCCGCCUCCCCUCUCUGUCCGCAGCUCUUCCUGUUCCAGCUGCUCAGAGGCCUGUCCUACUGCCACCGGAGGAAGGUCCUCCACCGGGACCUGAAGCCCCAGAACCUGCUCAUCAACGAGCGGGGAGAGCUGAAGCUGGCCGACUUUGGAUUUAUUGUAACGAGUAUCGGGGCCGUUUCAGGUUUGGCCCGAGCCAAGUCCAUCCCCACGAAGACGUACUCCAACGAGAUGGCCACCGGCCGGCCUCUGUUCCCCGGGUCCACCGUGGAGGAGGAGCUCCACUUCAUCUUCAAGCUGCUGGGCACGCCCACCGAGCAGAGCUGGCCCGGAAUCGGCUCCAACCAGGAGUUUGUGGCGUUUAACUACCCCCAGUACAGAGCGGAGACCCUGAGCAACCACACCCCCAGGCUCAGCAGUGAAGGCGUGGAGCUGUUGGCAAAGUUCCUCCAGUUUGAAGGGAAGAAGAGGAUCUCAGCAGAGGAAUCGAUGAAACACUCCUACUUCAGUUCGUUUGGAACCAGAGUGGCAUCGCUUCCUGACACAACUUCCAUCUUCAGCCUGCCCGAGAUUCAACUGGAGAAAGAGACCAUGAGGAAGACGGCAACACCAGACCCAGGUAACACCCAACAUCACAGGGAGAUGAUGACCCUAACCCUAACCCUAAUCCUAACCCUAACCCUUAUUAACUUAACGGACCCCUAA